This is a messenger RNA of Geodia barretti, 450 nucleotides long. Lineage: Eukaryota; Metazoa; Porifera; Demospongiae; Tetractinellida; Geodiidae. The record is from the annotation of a GenBank genome assembly.
AUGACCUCUGCCCCACCAUUAGAUCCCAACGGUCGAUUCACCGAUAUCGCCAUCGAAGACGAGAUGCGCACGUCGUAUCUGUCGUAUGCGAUGAGCGUGAUAGUGUCCCGGGCGCUGCCCGACGUCCGCGACGGCCUGAAACCGGUGCAUCGCCGGAUUCUUUACGCCAUGCACGACAUGGGUAUCCGCCCCGGCAGCCAGUACCGCAAAAGCGCUCGCAUCGUGGGCGAGGUGCUCGGCAAGUUCCACCCGCACGGAGACUCAUCGGUUUACGACGCAUUGGUUCGCAUGGCACAAACCUUCUCCAUGCGGGCGCCGCUUAUCGACGGCCAGGGCAACUUCGGCAGCAUCGACGGCGACCCGCCCGCAGCAAUGCGAUACACCGAGCGCGGCUGGCGACCAUCGCGGAAGAGAUGCUGGCAGACAUCGACCAGCAAACGGUGGACGUGA